This is a messenger RNA of Teleopsis dalmanni, 517 nucleotides long. Its product is annotated as general odorant-binding protein 56h-like. The transcript is spliced from 2 exons. Bases 23 to 430 code for a protein of 135 amino acids. Gene Ontology annotation, molecular function: odorant binding. NCBI's taxonomy places the organism in Eukaryota, Metazoa, Arthropoda, Insecta, Diptera, Diopsidae. The record is from RefSeq and is a predicted model, not a curated record. Gene Ontology annotation, biological process: sensory perception of smell.
UCAAACGUGCCGACAAAGCAAAAUGUUCAGAUACUUAGCAGUCUGUGGAGUUCUUCUUUUGGUGACACAACUCAGUUUGUGCCAUCCCACUGAGGAAAUGAAAAAAUUAUUCGAUACUUGUCAGGCUGAGUCCAAUGUUAAAAUAGAUACAUUAAAGGCUUUCCUGAAAGGUGGUAUGAAAACUGAAGAAGCCACAUCAGAAAUUAAAUGCUUCACAAAAUGCUUAAUGGAGAAACAAGGACAAUUUAAAAACGGUGUCUUAAAUGAAGAAGCGACUCGCAAGGCUCUGCUUGAACACCCUGAAUUGAAAAACAAGGAAGCUGAAGUGAAUAAGUUUAUGAGUGAAUGCAAGGGAUUGAAAGGCAGUAAUGAAUGUGACACUGCUUUCCAAAUCGGUCAAUGCAUGUUUAAAAAGGGAAUGGAUCUGUGAAUACAAAUGAACUAGCGAUAAAAAAUUACUAAAAUUUUUUUUGAUAUGACUAUUGCAAUAUAAUUUCUUUAAUAUAGAGAAACAUAA